ACAAUCUGCUCGAAAUGUUUUCCAUAUUUGUUCAGCCUCCUUGAUUCAAAUACCAGGAACAACUCAGCCAGCACAAAGCGAAGCUUUGGGGGGCAAAAAAACUCACACCCCCAUCAGCGCGCGCACACACACACACACGUGAAAACCUAAAGUUCAUCGGCAUGGGAAAGAAGGAGAAGAAACCCCAGCACAGCACGUCCCUGAAUAACCAGAGCCAGACAGGGAAGGCACCCGAAGGGGAGAAAAGCACCGACUCAAGCAAGACGCAGGAGUCCGCGAUGAAGAAGAAGAAGCAGAAGAAAACCAAGGGGGAUCCCAAAACUGGCCAGGAGGAGGAAUCCCACACUUGUUGUGGCUGCCGUUUCCCGCUGCUGUUUGCUUUGUUGCAGCUGGCAUUAGGCAUCUCUGUAACAGUGCUGGGCUUCCUUAUGGCAGGCAUCAGUUCUUCUCUGCUAGUCAGAGACACUCCAUAUUGGGCUGGGAUAAUUGUCUGCGUGGUGUCCUUAGUGGGAUUUGUUAUGCUUUGUAUUUCGUACCAACCUGACGAGAAGACGUGUGUGCAGUUCACAGUAAAGCUGAUGUAUUUCCUCCUGAGUGCCCUGGGUCUAGUUGCCUGUGUUUUGGCAGUGGCUUUUGCUGCGCACCAUUAUCUGCAAAUGACAAAAUUUACCUGCGAUACCAUCCUCGAGUCCUGCCAGUGCAAACUGGACACUGCAGACCCCCUCGGUAGGACCUUCGUCUACCAGGACGCAGCCGACUGUGGCAGCCUCACCAGCAUGCUAAACCUGUACUUACUUCUGCAGAUGGUUCUCAAUCUAAUCGCAGCCCUGGUGUGUCUGUCAGCAUGCUUCGUGAUGUGGAAACACAGAUACCAGGUCUUUUAUGUGGGCGUUCGGUUCUACCCUUUAACUGCUACUGAAGGCCAGCAAGAGAAAGUAUAGGGUCUGAGCUGGUGGGGGGUUGUAGCCAGAGAACGGAAAAUGUCAGCAUACUGCCACCAUAGACACAUGGAUGGAUGAGUGUUUAUAAGGUUUUUGACAAGGAAAAACAUUCACACAGUUUUAAUGAAUACAUUUUUCAAUCAUUUUAAGAGCAUUUCAUAUGGCUGCUCUUGCAAAAGGUCCCUUGUGAUACUAUCUAGAGGUCACAAAGUCCUAAAGACACAGCUGUACAAAUACUCACCAAAGAGGAUUUUUAAUAGCCAUAGACAAAAUGAGAGCUUAAAAAAAUCAUUGGGAACUCAUCUGCAGGGCUACAGCCAUUAAGAAAUAGGGUCCGUUUCCCUGACAGGUAGAUAUCUGUUCUUGCCUUCAGAGAAGCUAUACUGAUUUACACCAGCUAAGGAUCUGGUCCAAACUGCUUAAUUAUAAUUAUGCUGAUCAUGCUUAGGGAAUAUAUUGUGUCUUGGACGUUCUGGGUAUAAUCCACGCUAACCUGAUGGGGAUUUACCAUACAGAAAAGUAAUAAGGGAGGUCAAGACCUCUUCAAAUGCAGGCGGAGACCAACAGCAAAGUGAAUACAUUGGCGAUUGUCAUAUAAAAUAUACAUAAGAAUAUUGAGAGUGACUAACGAUGUAGGUUACCUAAUCCAAUUACUAACAAACGUCAGUAUGAGUGUACUGACUAAUGGUGAUUCGGUGGGCCCUGCUUGAGACCCCAGAGAGAUUUCUGAAGUAUGAGCGCUCAGCACUCUGUGAGAAAAGAUCAGUUUAAGAAACCUCGAGUUGUACUGCUAAAGUGGGGGACCCUAAAUCACUAGUCACAUUGAAAGCUAUGUUGACAUUGCUGUAAUUGCAGGCUCCCAAACCCGGCGUCUAGCCAGUUCCACCAAUUAUACUCCAAGCACAAAAGGCCAAAUGCAUUUUUGGUGUAACUCCUCUGAAGACAAUCAACCUUAUACACCAGCAGUGGAGUUGGGCCAACAGCCCUGAAAGAUAUAUUGCUGCAACAAUGAAUGUUUUUAAAAUGAGGUGGAGGGAGGGAAGCAAGAAGAGACUGCCAGUCUCCCAAAGACAUCGUUUAUAAUGAUGAGGGCAAGAGAAUAAUAAUUUCUUAAUAAGCAGCAUAGAACAACAAACCACAUUCAAAGAGUGCUUCUUCACCAUGAAAGUGUGGCUCUAGAAGUGCUCUAUGUCUUGUUAGCCUUAUACUGAGCCUUAUACCAAGACAAGUAUGUCAGUUUGUCCCUUGAACUGUCAUUUCCACUUGCGCAGCAUGGACUUCCAAAUGUAGGAGCAAUUCUGAACCAGAAUCAUUUUGUACUGCCUGCCGAUAGCUGUGCAAGGGCAAGGCAGCUGGUGCUCACGCCCUGCCUUGACUAGGGAUUUCCUGAUCCCUGCCAGAGCAAGGGUGUUUCUGAGGUGGGGUGGAGCAAUCACAUGCCAGAAAAACUGUGCCACAAUCAUUAGCAAGGAGGAAGCAAAUAAAAUUUCUAUAAGGCUUCAAAGAAGCAAAAACUUCCUUUUUCUGCAGAAAAAAUACCCACCAGGGAGUCAAACCCCCAGUCUGGCAAAAGCUAGUUGUUUAAGUAGCUCUAAUCCUACCCAAAAACUGUCUUUCGUAUGGUGAUAACACAUCAACCCAGGGCUAGACCAGCAUAGCUCCAGAAUGUCAGAAAUUCACAACAUAGAAAGUCUCCCAUGGUCCACCUAGAGCACUGCUCAGCGUAUGUGCUCAAGUUCUUGUCAACGUGCUUCUAGAGUAGAUGUAGCAUCACCAAGGUGCUCUCUGCCAAGCUGCAAAGUGAGGAGCUUCAGAGAAUGAAGAUUUUUGAGACCAGCUUCCAAAUGGCCUUUUUUAUGUACCUAAAAAUAACACUCACUAGUAACCAUGGCCAUGGGGCACAUUUGCAAGGGUGCCCAUUCUCUUGCCCACGUGAUGCCACCCAUCCAAAGUCCUAAGCCUGGCUCCCAGGCAUGCUCGGAGCAAGCUGAGACAGCAGUGGGGCGUGCAGGCGGGUUGGCGAUGUGAGACCCAGCUGCCGGCAUCGAUGAGGCCAUCCGUGCAGUGGCGGGAACCAGCCUGUCUCCCCCAGCUCUGGCAGAGUAUGCUGUGAGGAGCACUCGUGGACCUGUGCCAGGGCCAGCCUCCCGUAUGAGAUGGAUACAUAGGGGUGCCUCUCACCUGCUGCUUGUACUCAGAUGUUGGUUUGUCCCCCAUCCCUCACAAGACUGCAGCUGUGCUCUCUGUGGGGCAGAGGAUAUACCUGCCUACCACCUACAUGACCCUUACUGCACCCUCUCCUCCCUCUGGCCAAAGGUAUGGGCUCUCCUCUCUGCAAAGAAGAUAACGAGAAGUGGGAAAGGAAUUGAGGGGAGGCUGAACGGCAGCUGAGCUUUGGGGCUUCCUCCUGCCCUCGCCACCAGGUGCUGUGCCCCGAUGGCUGGCGAAGCAAGAGGAAGGCUCUGCUGGCAGACCAGGUCAUGCUUCCCACCCUGCCCUUCCUGAAAUGUCCUUGUUGUUCAGAAGAUAACUUGGUCUGCAACACUCUAGCUUAGGCUGUGCUGCGUGCAGGCUGGCAGCAGCAAGCUGUUGUGGGAGACGGCUGGCCAGACCCAGCCGAGUGGCAUUUCCACCAGAGCUGGGCUUUUGUCUCCUUAAUCCUUUGACCUCCAUCUCACCCACAUGUUUUCACUCCCUGUCUCACAUCACCUCCCAGGCUCUGGGCUCCCAGAGGCUAGGCUCGCGUUGCCUGGCCUCUGCCUACUCACCCCUGGGCUUAAAUUUGCUGGGACUCCUCUAGAGCACAAAGGACGCAGCAGCGAUGAUCACAGAGUCGCUGCAAGUGCCUUCAGUGCUGUGACAGGGAAGAGAACAGAGAUCUGGAGAAGAGUGCCUGCUCCUCUUAGCAAGCUGUGCACCUCCGUAACAGCGCAUCCUCCGCUUGGAGCCACCACCGCUGAGUUUGGUUCACUAAUCAGCACGUUGCAGCUUAACCCUUUGCUCUGGAAGAAAGCAAUAUUCAUCACAUAUUCUGUUGGUGUUUUAAUGCUUAAUGAAUAAAUAUUGGACAUUUUGAUCUAGCAAAGACUUACUUCUAUAUUUCCUCUUUAUAUAUCUUAAGAGCAUAAAAUCAAAACAGGAGAGACGGGGAAACGGACACAGUAGUGUUUGGAACCAGUUUCCCCCUGGGUAUGGUUUUGCAACAUGUCUUUUGCUCAGACCAAGGAUUUUGGAAAGUACUAAUUAAAGGAUUUUCACCUACCACAGCAUAUUCAGACAACUCCCAGCCUUUUCCUGGUGUCAGAGUCCACACGGACUGCACCAGGAGAAAGGCUGGGACUAAAAGACUCAGAAAGGACAGAGGUGUUGAAGAAAAAACACAUUUUUUUUUUCUGAAGUCUUGGAAAUUUAUUCUUUGGGUGAAUUCUGCAGAAAGGGGUAGGAUUAAACCUCCGCGGACACACAGAAUUUGCGAAGGGCUCAAUGUAAUUUACUCUCACAAACCCAGGUGAGAUUAUCAUUUGCACCCUGGCCUCUUUACACUAUUUUCCCAGUGUAAAGGGGUUGUAAAGACAGCAUCAAUCAUUUUACACCUACUUUAUGGCCAUUUUACACAGCUAAAAGGGCCCUUUGUGUAAAUGAGAACUCAAGCCCUAGAGAAUUUAAUAGAGAGGAGAUCCUUUCUAUAGACUGUGCUAGACCCUUUAAUAGGGUCUAUUCCUGGGAUAUAACUAUCCUCUGGAUUUUAUAGCUUGGCUUAAAGAUCAUCAGUCUCAAUUUAAUUCAGUUCUGCAGAACUUUUCCGAAGGCCGCAACCCCCGGUGACAUGCCUGCUCCCCCGCCCCGAGCGCACGCAGACAGUGGUGGUGUGGCGUGGAUAACUGCGUGUUUUUUAAAAGGAGAAGCAGCAGCUACCACUUUCCUCUGGCUCUGAGGCAUUUUGAUGUUGUGCUAUGCAAAUACUGGAGCGACAAUAACGGCAACAAAAAGGGAACUGAGACGAGGUGCCUUACAGUGAGCCAAAAUGUCACAUUCUCAACCCCACCAGGCACCGAGGUGGCACCCACUCCUGAUGGGGGCGGCGGGGCUGCUUUUUGCACCCCUGUCCCUCCCCUGCUGCCACUGGAAGGACAGGGGCUGGUGGGCGAAGGGAAACCACUGCAGGGUCCCAGCCCCAUGCCGGGGCUGCCACCAGCCCACUUUUUCCAUCACCACCUUCACGUGAUGGCCAUCUGCACCUCGCUGGCCUGGCCAGCUCUGCGUGGGCACUGCUUGGAGUUUUGCCUUGGAGCUUUCUGGGUUUUUUCAUGCUACCAACCAGUGCAAUAUUUGCUUUGGGGGCCUUUCAAAACAGAAAGCACGCUGCUAGCGUGUGAGAGAAGCCGCAGUUCAGGUCCUCUAAAUUUAGAAAGCCAGGAUGUCAUACCUCCCCUUGAAAUUUUCAUAGUCCCCUGCACCCCACCCACCCACACACGUACACAUGCUUGCGUCUGGAAAAUGUUUUUCGGUCUUAGCAAAGGGUGUUGGCUUAGGGGGAUUCAAGGGAGGUGCAGAGGAACAACAGCAGUUCAGUCCCGAGUGCGAAGCUCGAAGCCUCCUUAAGGCACUGGCCGGCACAGCAGGCAGUGGGGACCCACCGCUCCCAGCUGGGCUCAGGCAGCUGAACUCAAGGAUGUCUCCCGUUGUCAGCCUGUAACAUAAAUCCCAAGGCAGGGCCAAAUUUUUCUGAGAUGUAUCGAAGCCCUUUGCCGUGUCAUGUCAGACAGUGCUGUACCCUCAGGUGCCACCUUCUUCCUGAGUUCAUUCUUAGGUGGCCGUGCACAGACUGUAGCACCUGUAGCAAGGACUCCAGGAAGAUGCAUUUUGGUGCUAGCUUGCUCAGGUCUCUGCAGUCCCCCCUCCAGGGAUUUUUGCUUUCUUCUCUGCUGCUUCUUCCUGUAAUCACUAAUCAGUAGCAUUUAUCCUUUGCUAAAUUGGCUCUGUAGUCAAAUAUUAUAAAUGAUGAUUGCAUCUACAAAGACUGGGGUACAUUUUUCUUUUGGCAUCUGAUUUCCAUGCCUUUGUCCAAGCAAACAGUUGAAAGGCUCAUCUAAACUUCAAACUUGUUUGCGGGGGCUGGGGAUUUCUUUUUUCUUUCUUUUUUUUUUUUUUUUUAGACAAUAUGGGCAAUUCAUAUUUAAUUUGUUACCAUAAUGCUUUCCUACUCCACAAAGCCACGUUCACAUUAGAGCAUAGCCAUUAAGGCCCACUUACAGUAAGUGACUGCAGAGACACCAUGGAGCUGAGACCCACCAAAGCUCACAAAUGACUCCCUGCUUCAUCCAGGUGCACCCAGGUAUUCCUGCCUGGCAUAGGUGUCUGCGAGCCACCUUCUGAACGCAAGCGGGAGCCCAGCCUGAACUGGGAGAAUAAUUUGCAGAGGGUGAUUUGAAUACACGCCUCUCCUUCAGUCAGAUGUAUUAUGAAUGACAAGCACUGGGCUGACCUCAAGUUAAGGGAGUUACAGAGAGAGACACCGAUUAAGGCAGCCCUUGGCGGUGUUAAGAGCUCUGAUUGUCCUGGAAAUGGGAUAUUUGAGCAAGGCAGGUUUUUAGCCCCAUUUCAUUCUCUGUGGCCAUGUAAAGAGAACUCUGUUUUUAGAUGGCCCAAAACUGAUUGAAGAGGGAUUUAUUCUUACUUCACUGUGGGAUUUCUUUCACCAAAAGUAUGACGAGUCUUAGCCUGAUCUGUCCUCCAUCAGGCUGGCUGGGAGCGUCACUGCUGGAGCCAGAGCCACAUGCAUGCAGAGGGGUGUGGAAGCCACCCUCAUAGGUUUUUUGGGACAUUUUUUUCCAGCCCCACAGCUGUAAGUGCUGGCAUAGGGAGGGCAGGGGCAGCCAGUGUCCCGGAUCCAAAAUGUGCCUGAGUCAACCAAGCCCUGCAGCUAUCCCCAUUUAUACCGACUCUACUAGUCACCAGGGAUGUGGUGGGAUAGUUUAGGGAAUGAUGGCGAUGAAAACAAUAGAAAACAGACAUUUACACUUUCCCUUCUACCUUGCGAAUCCAAGGAGGCGAGUGGCACGUACACGAGGGGAACCAAGGGGAGCUGACGGAAAAGUGAAAACCUCCUGUCCUGUUUCACUACCCAAUCCUGCCAGCGUGCUGAGAAACAGUGAAACAGCACAGAAAAUAAAUCACCAUGAAUCGGGCACUCUAAAUGCUUUGAGUUUUCAUGAUCCAAGGUGUUGUUAGGUCAGGAACAUGAAAAAGAGUAUAUUUGUAUGAGCUUUCCCCUGCUGGUCUGAGUCUCGCAAACACCAGAGCGCUGCAUCUGUCGGGGACCCAGCCAGCCAGGCUUUUUGCUGAUAGACUUUGCUGUCGCCACAAGAAUUGAAUUUUGUAACCUAACUGAGCUGGGGGGGUGGGGAAGGGCAGUUUACAGGCUGUACUCAUAUAUCCGUAUAUAUAUUCUUUUACGGCUACUGUUUUCAGAUUCAGCAUUUUUUCUUGGGUACAAAAGGAAAUGCUGGGAUCUCGGCUUGCAAAAGUCUGUGCUUCUGAAUUAACAGGAGUUACAUCUCCACUUCAUUUCUAAUAAAACUUUUCU
Molecule: messenger RNA, 7527 nt
Organism: Phalacrocorax carbo (great cormorant)
Lineage: Eukaryota; Metazoa; Chordata; Aves; Suliformes; Phalacrocoracidae
Source: RefSeq, a predicted model, not a curated record